CUACUGGAGUUGGGCUUUUUAUGAAUUAUAUAACUGCCAAAUGGUGGACGGUGCAUUUUGUUAUGUGGUUCGGUAGUCGUUAUUCUUUUACUUAUAACCAAAGUGGUCUUUUCAUAGGUGUUCCCUUGUUUGUUUUAGGUUGCCUUUUAGUUUUUCCUACUACAACAGUUCUUAUUAAAAGAUUAAAUCCGAAACCACAGUUUGUAUAA
Racocetra persica is the source of this 209-nucleotide messenger RNA. The record is from the annotation of a GenBank genome assembly. NCBI's taxonomy places the organism in Eukaryota, Fungi, Glomeromycota, Glomeromycetes, Diversisporales, Gigasporaceae.